Pristis pectinata (smalltooth sawfish) is the source of this 2327-nucleotide messenger RNA. It is a transcript of the gene uri1, whose product is annotated as URI1 prefoldin like chaperone. The coding region runs from base 266 to 1843 and encodes 525 amino acids. Gene Ontology annotation, molecular function: phosphatase inhibitor activity; chromatin binding; transcription corepressor activity. Gene Ontology annotation, biological process: negative regulation of phosphatase activity; negative regulation of transcription by RNA polymerase II. The transcript is spliced from 11 exons. Lineage: Eukaryota; Metazoa; Chordata; Chondrichthyes; Rhinopristiformes; Pristidae. The record is from RefSeq and is a predicted model, not a curated record.
UCUCCGGGCGAGGAACAUGGCGCGGAGCUGCAGGCGGUGCUGAGACCCGGGGAUUCCUUGUCAGCGCCGGGCUGGAGCCCGUGGGAUAAUAAUGCGAGUGUGAAAUGUUUCCUGCUGCUACGUCGUGGAUGAAAACGCCUGCUCCCUCUAUGUGUGCGAGGAGUGAGGAGCUCCGCGGCCGAAGCUUCCACAUACACAAACAUUUCUUUAGGACUCCCAGUUCCUGAGUGUCUGUGGCUCAGCCGCCCGGCCCGGCCUGAGGGAGAUGGCGGACUCGCUGCCCCGCUCCGCCGCCGCCAAGCUGCCCCGCUCGCAGCCACUUUCACGACUCCGAGAAGAGCACGGCAAGGUGGUCUCAAGCUGCAAGGAAAAAAUCCAGCACUGGGUUAAAGUACAAAGUGACUAUGAAGCACUUCAAGGAAGGCUUAAGACCUUACCUGAUAAACUGUCUUAUGAUGUAAUGGUGCCAUUUGGCCCACUUGCAUUUAUGCCAGGACAGUUAAUCCACACAAAUGAAGUCACUGUUUUACUAGGUGACAAUUGGUUUGCAAAGUGCUCUGCAAAACAAGCUGUUGGCCUGGUGGAGCACAGGAAAAAACAUGUUGAAAAAGCACUGGAUGAUCUUCAUAAAGUUAUGAACAACUUUGAAUCUAGGAUUCAAUUCACUGAUUUGGAUAAACUGGUUAAUGAAAAAGAAGAUAUUGUAGAAAUACAUGAGGAAAUUCAGAAUGAAGAUCUAGAAACUAAAGAUUUAAAUUCUGAAGCUUGCUUAAGUCUUGCUGGUAUUGCAGGGAAACACAGAAAAGCACAUAAGCCAAAAGAAAACCGCAAGCCCAAAGAGAUUUUUGUGGCAGAUUUGGAGGCUGGUGAUGGUGGCGGAAACUGCAAGUCAGGUGUGUUAUCUGAGAAGGAAUUGUGGGCGAGGCUGGAUGAGCUGGAGAAACAAGAAGAGAUGCAGGAUGAAAUUGAUAGAAUGUCAGACACGGCUAAUGGAAAUAGUGAAGAAAGUAGCUCCUCUGAAGAAGAGAAAGACAGAAACAUAAAACCCAAUGCGGAUGGGAGACCUCAUUGGAAGAAUCUUCCAGCUGUACAUGAAAGUGACGUUGAUGAAGAAGCUGCAGAACUGCAUCCACCUGCUGCUCACAUUAAUAGUUUGGAAUACAGGCAUAGUCACAAAAAUGAAUAUGAUGAGGAAGUUACUGGAGAUGAUGACAAUAUUCCUACCAUACAUUUUACCCACACAGUGGAACCAAAAAGGGUAAGAAUAAACACUGGCAAAAACACAACCUUGAAAUUCAGUGAAAAGAAAGAAGAGGCAAAGCGUAAAAGGAAAAAUAGCACUGGCAAUGGAAACUCCACUAAUGAGCUGCCAAACAUCAAAACUCCUGCAGACAUUUACAGACUUUUUGUUGAUGUUGUAAAUGGAGAAUAUAUGCCUCGUAAAUCUAUUCUGAAGUCACGAAGUCGGGAGAACAGUAUAUGUAGUGAUACCAGUGAGAGCAGCACAACAGAGUUUGAAGAUCGACGGUGUACCUUACGCUCUCUAAGUCAUGAAGAAGCAAUACACAGCGAUGCUAGUGAAUGCAGCAUUUUGGAAGAAGAUGAACUCAUUUCUAGUAAACCUCUUCCUUGGCCAAGCUCACUUGAGGCAUUUUCCGGUACGGUAGUGGAAAAGGAACCUAUCUCACCCACGAUAAUUCCACAUCCGACUAUUGCUCAUCCUAUCCUACCCACGAUUCCUGAGAAGAAACUGUCAGAGGAAGAAAGUUUUCUUGAAACUCCACAAGAGCCUCCAAAGAGGGUUUCAAAAUUUAAAGCUGCCAGGAUGCAACAGAAAAAAUGAACUUUCUUCAGCACCAUCUGUUUCAUAUUUUGUGGCUGAAUUAAACAUUGAUAAACAGGAUCUUUGCACAGCCCAGGUUUGCACAGAGUCUUGUUUAGUUGCUUGUUUAAAAAAAAUCUUUUCAGACUGUGAUUUCCAGUACUUUAAUAAUUUGAUUGUUUGUUUCUAGGAAAUAAAUUGAAUGUGAAAGUGAUUUUAUAAACUUUCCUCAAUGCCAUAUUUUCCAGCAUUCAUAAGUUCAGUUGUUGGGCAAUAAAGCAACUUAGUCAGGUUUCUUGAUAUAUUUAACCUGCUACACUUAUUUUAACACGUGGAAUAGAUUAAGAAGUACUGCAACUGUCUUUUUUCAAGCUGUAAAGAUCCUAUUUUGUGUAGAAUUGUUAAAAGACCUUUGUAAAUGUGUUCACCGGAAAUUUACAAGCUUUCAUCUGUAAAUUUGUGUUGUGCAUUAGUCUCAUUUUAAUAAAUUUUGCACGACAUGGUA